AUGCUGCUAAAGCACAUCGAUAACGUGGAAGAGCGCUUCGACCAGGCGCUGCAGCGCGUGCGCGACGGGGUGCGCCGCCGCGACGCCGCCCUCAACGACAUCCGUCAGUCCAUCCACGCCGAAAGCGAGCUUCACGCGCCUCUGCGUGAGAUCAGCAACGUGCAGUACCGGCUCAUGCCGCAGUACGUGCACCGCAGCGCAGCACUGGCGCGCACCGUCGCGGCGAACGCGUCGCUGGCAGAACGCAGCUCGAAGCGGGUGCGACGGCUUGACGCGCUGCUACAGCGCGUGCAGCAGACGUGUGCCAUCGUGGACGCCAUGAAGGCGAUGGAGAACGACGUGGCGCAAAUGUCGUCUGUCCUGGACUCUGGAGACAUUGAUAAAAUACUUCAGCUCCUGCACUCGUACGAGGCAGCACAGCGUGUGCUGGCCUCAGCCUCUCCAGCCACUGCCGUUGCUGUGGAGGCGAAGGCAUCAGAGGUAGGCACUGGGGGUGGCGCGUCCUUGUCAGCGGCGGGAGCAGCGUCGAACGCGACAUCCGUCAGCGACGUCAUGCGCCACGCUCGAGCGACCGUGCAGGCGCGCCUGCUCAAGAUGAUCGAGGACGCCGUGCAGGUGAACGACAAGCUGGCCAUCAUGAAGGGCACGAAGCUACUAGCGGAGCUGGGCGAGGGCGCCGUGGCGUCGCAGCUGUACAGCGACUGGAUCGCUGAUCACACGAUUGCCGCGCUGGCGAAGCUCAUCGAUAGCGAAAUGAGAAAGAUGGAGGACUCAGCGACGGUGGCCAUGACGCACCUCGCACUCGUCUCGCAGUGCCUCGACAACGUCGCCGCCGCGUUCGAGAGCGACGAGGAGUUCACGUAUGAGGCCUUCGGCGCGCAGGGGCCGCUGGCGCUGCUGGCGAAGCUGCACAGCCGCGCCACGGCCCGAUGUGUGCCGGUGCUGAGCGACUUUAUCGAGCGCCGCAAGGACGUGCUGACUCAGCUGGAGAAGCACGCGUCGGCCGGCGACGGUGCCAGUGGUGCCUCUCGCGCGUCGACCCCGUCCAUGAACGCCGCUGCUGGCGCCAACGCCAACGCAGUGGUAGCCAGCGCCCGCCGCGCGGACCAGAUUUUAGAGGAGAUCAGCCACAUGGUGUCGUGCGGACAUAUCUACCUCACCUUCGUGGAGCGCAAGCAGACGGAGUACGAGAAGCGGAUGAAGGCGGCAGGUGCGGCGGCGGCGGCGGAGAGCGGCAGGGAGGAGUCGACCUCGAUGGCAGCCGCGGGUGAGGUCGUCGCGGGCAGCACCGCCGACAACCUCUGGCGCACCAGCGACAACGCCCUCCUCAACUCCAUGCAGGACAUCCUAGGCGUCUACGUGCCGCUGCAGACGACGUACUUUACCAUCGCCUACGACCAAGCGGUCGACCUGCAGCUGCGUGCGAUCCGUGACGCCGCCAAGGAGGCGGCAGCCGCGGCAGCGCGUGCCGGCGGUGGUGAUGCCUCGCGUACUGCGGCAGGAGCUCGACACGGCAACGCGUCAGCUGCACUCCUUUCUACGCCAUCAGCGGCGACCUUCAUGUCGGGUCUGCAGAAUCUGUACAUGGUUGCUGCCAGCAGCGCUGACGAUCUCAUCGCCUCUGUCGGCGUCGGCGGAGGAUCCGCUAGCGUUGCGGGCGGUGGCGCCUCUGCAGCGGCUUCGGAGGAGCUCGCGUCGUUCUGGUACUUCACCCACAACGGCCAAGUCACUCUGCCCGAUGACGUCUUCUUCGUGCUUCGGAUGGCCAUCCACCGCGCCAUGAACACCAAGUCGGCGCAGAUCUGCUCCGCUGCCGUCAUGUCCGCCAUGGACGUGGUGCAGUUGCGGCUCCUGCCAGAGAUCGAGUCGCACACGGUGAUCGCGGGCGCAGGUAGUCACGCCGGGGUCGGCGGCGCGGCGUCCAACUCGUCUGCUGCCGGGGGCCGGCGCCGUGCCGGAGCAGCACCGCGCGGCGGCUUCCUGACACCUGACGAGCUGCACUGGACCGGCGCGGCGCAGCGGACUGCGACGUACCUGCAGCGCAUGGCCGACGAACUGCAGCAGCUGGGUGAGGCGACCUUCUCCGCGACGCCGCACGAUGUGACGCGCUUCCGCGAGCUUGCUGGCAACAUGCGCACGCUGGGCAGGACUCUGCAGGACAAGCUAAUCCCUGCCUGGCUCGAUGCCUUCGCGGACGUGUGCUGCGACAGCGUGCUGCCGCAGCACAUGGAGCGCUUCGCCGCUGUUUCGUACGACAUGAAGGAGGCGGUGUACUCCCACUACGAGCUCAACGACGUGUGGGUGCAGGCGUGCUUGGUAGACCUCGGCGCCGGGCUUCAGUACCUCCAUCAGCACCUGGCCGAUGCGAAGCUGUUCGAUGCGCUACUCACGGCAAUGGCGCGGCGGGUGGCAAAGUGGGCAUGCAGCGUGCUGCUCCGUAAGCGCGUCAGCCUCUUCGGCGCGCUUCAGGUCGACAAGGACGUGCGUGCGCUGCGAAGCUUCUUUGUGGAGCGGACGCAGACCGAUCUCACCCCAAUCCGUGACGCGUUCGCGGUGCUCAACUUGAUGGCGACGCUGCUGCUUUCCGACAAGCCGACAGACGCACUGGAGGAGGCGGCGAACACGGCGCUGACGGCGGACGAGAAGAAGAAGGUGCUGCUGACGCGCGUUGAGUUCCGCAAGGAGGCGGUGAUGGCGCUGCCGCUGUGA
Messenger RNA from Leishmania major strain Friedlin, 2709 nucleotides. RefSeq lists its product as hypothetical. NCBI's taxonomy places the organism in Eukaryota, Euglenozoa, Kinetoplastea, Trypanosomatida, Trypanosomatidae. The record is from RefSeq and is a predicted model, not a curated record. Bases 1 to 2709 code for a protein of 902 amino acids. The transcript has a single exon.